GUACUAGUGCCUUUAUCACUGAUGGUAUUCCUUCUGUCGAUCAGCAAACUUGUGUGAGUCAGAUACUUCAAUGUGCCACGUAGCCCUGUACUGCGAUAACCGGCUGUCUAUUUCGGCUUUUGACCCCUUCAGCUUUCCUCUAAGUAAAUAUACGUAUAUAAUAUAGAGAGAGGAAUGGUCUCACUGCUCGAGAAAUGUUGAAGGAGGCAUAGUCAAUGAGGAUGUCGCUAACAUAGAUAAUGAUCGGGGCUAGUUGUAGUCGUCGACUUGAUUUCUGGAGGAGGUCAAGUUUUCAAACGUUGUGGGACUUAGCCAGCUGCAGUGAGUGUGUUUAACUCUGCCCUUUCCAACGUUUUGUUUCUCUUCGGCCAAGUGUGCGUUCUUUGGAUUCUUUAACUGGAUAUGAUCAUACUUGGAAAUGGACCAGCACCUCUAACAGACGCGACGACUCAGAAGAGCUUGCAUGCUUACAGGAGGAAAAAUACAACUGAACUCAACAAGACAUCUGAUCUUUUUUAGUCGACAAAUACACCUGUUUUAUUAGUCAGUCAAACCUUGUUGUAGUGGACAAACCACAACCAGCAGAAAUCACCUUUUGUCUUGGGAGGAAAAACAUCCAACAUCAGACUUAUUUCAGUUGUCAAACACACCUUUUUUCUAAUCAUCACAGCACCUUUUUAAUCAACAAACACACCUUUCUUAUCAACAGACACACCUUUGUAAUCAACAAACGCACUUUUUCAAUCAAUAAAACAUACAUUUUUACAAUUACCAAUUGAAAGAAUACCCAGAAAGGACCCUCUGUAGAUUCUUGCGGGGAGCAGUCCCCUUCAGCCAGACACAAUGCCUUCCACGGACGUCUCCUCGGACCCCAGCACUCUGGACGUCACGGCGUACGAGACCAAUGACUUGUUACAGGACCAGUUCAGCAAACAGGCCAAGCUCACACCAUCUGCUGUGGCUGUGGUCAGUCCCCACGAAAACAAGACGGUGACGUUUUCUGAACUGGACACAUGGACAGACACACUGGCUGCCGCCCUCCAGGGGAGGGGAGUUGGUCCCGAGAAGUCUUGUGGGAUCUACCUGGGAAAAAGUGUCAGUUUUGUCGUAGCUUACAUCGCCACACUCAAAGCAGGUGGUGGGUAUAUACCCAUAGACACCUCCUACCCGUCCCACAUGCUGGAGUCCGUCAUCAAUGACGCGGAGCCCACAGCUAUCGUCACUUCCUGUGAACUUGCCCCCAAGCUGUCCGCAUUUCCUGAUGACAGACUCAUCGUGCUGGGUUCGGAAUGGCAGGACGCCAUGAAGAAGGAUAAUGAAGCCAAAAAGUUUUCUCUGAAAAAACCGGAGAUGGGAUUUGACAACUUGGGCUACACUGUCUACUCCUCGGGCACAACGGGAAAACCCAAAGACAGAUCUGGUUCUGUGGCGAGGUAGUGACCACAUCCCUGCUAGAGCGGUGUAUCCAAACCCUGCCGUGGGUCCGCUACGUGAACCUGUACAGUGUCAGCGAGUGCCAUGACGUGGCUUGUGAGGACCUCAGUGCUUACUACAGGGACAACAAGGAGUUCUUGAUGUCCCGCAAGUUUUCCCCCGUGGGCCGCAUCAUCAAAGGCGUGGGGAUCACCAUACUGGACAAGGACGGCAAAGUCCAGCCUGUCGGGAGAUCAGGAGAGAUUUACGUCAGUGGGCCCACACUGGCUCGAGGAUACAUCAACAGGCCGGAAGUCCAGAAACAGCGUUUCAUUACCAUGGAUACAGGACAGGGGGAACAAACGCUGUUGAGUCGUGCCUGCUGUCCCUGCCUAUGGUCAAGAAGUGUGUCGUCCUGGUGUCCGGGGAGGAGGGCGAGGACAAGUACCUGGUGGCCUACAUCGUCAGCGACGGCCAGACCACCAAGAAACUAGUGCGCGCAGAACUGAAGAAGAGGCUGCCAUUUUACAUGAUUCCCUCAUACUUCAUGUUCUUGCAAAGUAUCCCAGUGGUUCCUGCGAGUGGGAAACUGGACAAGAAAGCUCUCCCCACCCUGAACUCUCAGGACGACGAUAGUGUGGGGGCCGAGGGGAGGCCUUCAACGGUCACUGAGAUCGCUCUCGCAGAGAUCUGGAUCGCAGUCCUGCAGCUGAAAGAGGUUGACAUUCAGGAAAGCUUUUUUGACCUGGGCGGACACUCUCUUUUGGCCACAGAACUGCUGACCCGGGCAAAGCAAAAGUUCAGCGUACACUUGGCCGUCAAAGACCUCUUCCUGUGCCCGACCAUCUCCAGCCUGGCAAAGCUCAUAGACAAUCGGCUCGCCAACAAAAAUGGCGGCGGCUCCAGCGUGAGUUCGUCUGAGGAUGAUAUCAUGCCCAAACUGGACCUUUUGGCAGAAGUCAGGAGGCACGAUCAAGGUGUCACAAAUCUGGACAUGCAGCUCAGAGCGUUUUGGAGAACCUUCCAUCACGGUCACCACUUUCACAGAGGAAGAGUGUUGCUCACUGGUACCACUGGCUUCUUGGGGGCGUUCAUCUUGAAGGAGCUGCUCACACGUACGAAGCUAGUAGUCUACUGCCUUGUCCGCGAGCUGCCUCAAAAGUCCGCAGAGGACCGCAUCCAACAGACUCUGAGACAGUAUGGAAUCAUAGCUCAGGAUGAGGCCAAUGCAACAGAGGAACAAGCCGAAGUGAAUGAAGCGUUUCAACAGAGAGCGACUGCUUUGAAAGGUAACAUAUCUCUGAUGAGACUGGGUUUGAGUGAAGAGGACUACACCUAUUUGUGCACAGACAUUGAUUUCGUCAUCCACGCUGCCGCGGCUGUCAACUUGGCAUAUCCUUACAGUGCACUCCAUGGACCAAAUGUUAUGGGAACAGCGAAUGUCAUUCAGUUUGCUGCCACUGGCAAAGUCAAAGCUCUGCAUUAUAUCAGGGAACUUGUCCGGCGAUUCGAAGAAAGCUUUCUGGAACCCACAAGACUUUACUCUGUUGAUUAUCCAAGCAUGCGCCAAGACAGGCCUGGCACCAAACGUGGACUGGGACAUAGAAAUGACGCCAGUAGACUUUGCUGCCUCAGUUAUUGUCAAAUUGACGCAGACACCAGAUUCUGCACUUGGAAGAACGUUACACUUGAUCAAUGAUAAGCCAAUGAAAGCAAGGGAAGUCUUCCAGUGGAUGAAUACUCAUGGCUACCCUUUGAUGCUUCUAGAUUUUGAUGAGUGGAAGAAAAGGGUCGUGGAAGAACUGGAUGCUCUAAAUGGUGCCAGUGGGCCUAGUGCAGAGACAAUGGCCAGAGUAUUGGAGUCAUAUGUCAGUGAAUCAACGUUCCUGACCAACCUGAGCACCUACGACAACCAGAACAUGCAGAGUCUGCUGUCACAGCUGGGCAUGCUGUACCCGUACACAGACAUACGACUGCUGAGGACCUACUUCACAGAGCUCACCAACAGGAGUGUGCUUGGGAGAAGGAAAAGCACUAUCUGGGGUACACAGAAUCAAAACUUCCAUCAACCACUGGCAGACCGUGUUGCCGUGGUGACAGGCGCUUCCAGCGGUAUCGGCAAAGCCACUGCAAAGGCGCUUGCUGCUGCAGGAGCCAGAGUGGCCUUAGCCGCCCGCAGGGAGGAAGUCAUCCAGGGCAUCGCCAAGAGAAUCAAUGACGAAGGUGGUGAGGCCAUCGCUGUGAAGACAGAUGUGACAAGCAGAGACCAAGUGAAAGCUUUGGUCCGCCAAGCAGAGUCUUCCCUGGGUCCUGUGGACAUUCUGGUGAACUGUGCCGGGCUCAUGUACUUCACAAUGAUGAAGAACAUGCAUGAAGAUGAAUGGGAGAGACAGAUUGACGUCAACUGUAAGGGUGUUACCAAUGCCAUUGGGGCUGUGCUUGAUGGGAUGAUGAAGAGAGGCAGAGGCCACAUUGUGAACAUCUCUUCUAAUGCCGGUAGACGGGGUUUUGCUGGCCUGGCUGUGUACUCCGGGACCAAGUUCUACGUGGAGGGCUUGUCGCAAGCUUUGAGGCAUGAGGUCCUGGGGUCAGGGGUCAGGGUGACUUGUGUCCAGCCCGGAGAUGUAAAGACACCGCUGAUCACUAUCUCCACCGAUAAAGAGGCAGUUGAGCAGUUUGAUGUUGGCAGCAAGAUUCAGGCUUUGGAACCGAACGACGUGGCUUCGGCCAUUGUGUACACUGUGUCACAGCCUCAGUACGUCGCUGUCAACGAGAUCCUUGUUGAGCCGAGAGAGGCUCCCAUAUAGUUGUCUUACAUGUUUCCCUGACCGUCGCAAAUAAGCAGUGUCGCUAGUGUCAUCUUGUCGUAUUCAUAAUCUGACUUCUGUCUCUGUCUCUCUGUCUCUCUCUGCCUCUGUCUCUCUCUGCCUCUGGCUCUUUCUCUCUCUCUCUCUCUCUCUCUCUCUCUCUCUCUCUCUUCUCUCUCUCUCUCUCUCUCUCUCUCUCUCUCACUUGCUCUCUCACUGAUUUCCUCUUAUAAUGGUUAGGGUCUUCACUGUCUGAGGCAGAAGAUGUGAAUUCCCCACCCAUGAUGGAAAAUGAUUACGUGUGCUUUUUAUUUUCUUUUAAAGGACAGUAUUAGUGUAGUUUCAAGCAUUACUAAUUUGUGGUAUGUUUGAUUGGUGUUACAGGUCCUAUUGCAAUAGUGCUGUUGACUGAUUCUUCUCUAUCACACUGAACGAGAUUUUGCACCAGUGUCUGUGGUGUAGUAGUUUGACGCACAGAAGACAUGAGUUCAAUGGCUAAGUGGUUUGGUACUUUAUAAAGUAUCUUCAUUUGUCGUCAGGACUUCGUUUCCCUCUCAGCCCAGGGUGACCCUGACAGGCAGGCAGGUUGAAGCAGCCUGCCCCUUAAAUGAUUUAAAUUGUCUCUAUGAGGCCGUUAAACAUGUCAAAUGAUUUUUAGAUGUUGCAUGCUUGAAUACCAAACAGCAAGAAGUACUAAGAUUGCAGAAUUGUCAAUGUCCAUAUUCUGCAAAAAGGUAUGACAAUCAUGUGUAUGAUUAUGGAUUUCAUUUUAAGAUUGAAUGGAUUGUGUAUAUAAUGCUUUAAAGGAGUUGGACAAGUCUGAGAUCGAUAUGAGAUAUUGAUACUGGAAUAUUGAAAGGAUGGCCAAACCCAUUGCUUGUAGCGUGUUGAAUGAAAGGCAGUGGAGUUUUUAACUUACAGGCAAGCACAUUAUGUCACAUUACUUUUGUGUCAUGACGCAGUGGAAUCAGGUGCUCGUUUAUUUUUGGGCACGUGGAGUUAUUUGUAUCAUCUGAAAGCUUAUUAUUAACUUAUUCAUUUGCCUUGCUUUCAAUGAAAAACAUUUCCAUCUAUCUUAAAUGGAAGUUGAGAUAUUUGCAAUUGAAGGAGGUGGGGGGUCACCUGGUUUCAGAGGUAAAAUAAGCGAGAAAUGGCGGCCAAAGUUUGGUGAUUUCAAUAGCUUGAGAGUCCUUGAAGACUGGAAAUUUGCACAUUUUGCACCUUUAAUCAAUGUUUUCCAGUAAAAUUCACAUGGAAAUGUGUUUUCAUAUUGACUUAAAAUGUGUUGAGCCAAGAUACAAAACUCCGAUAAAAAUUGACAAACUGGCGUAAAAUGCCUGUUUCUUCGAUUUCAAUAUUUUGACGAGCACCUGAUUGUAUCAUGAUGCUUCACAUUUGAAUAUUUCCCUGGUUUGUCUCCUAAAGUGAUGCUAUGUUGAGGAAUGUGAAGUUUCAAAUAAAGAACAUCUAGGCCUAUACACAGUUCAGCAGGCACAUAGCGAAAUCAGCGAGAUAGAGUAAUCUUUCCUUUAUGUAGGUUAAAUACAAAGAAUCUUUUAUAAUUUUGUGUGUUUCUGUAAUUUUGUAGGUUUGUUGUGGUAAUGAAUUUUUCUCAUGGUUACUGUUCAGCAAGGAAUUCCAAUCAAUGAAGACAUAUCUUAUUGAAUGUUAUUGUUCUGUCCGAAGGCUGUACCAAAGAAAUGUUUCCAUCUCUGCUGUUACACAUCAUUUGCAUGAACUUUGUAAUUCAAAUUCAUUUUUUGUGACCCCAUAUCCUUUACAGAAAGAAUGCCAGUGAUUGAAAUAAAAUCUGCUACAGAUGUAGUAUCAGUUUGUAGCAAA
This is a messenger RNA of Aplysia californica (California sea hare), 6062 nucleotides long. RefSeq names its product linear gramicidin synthase subunit D. Gene Ontology annotation, molecular function: oxidoreductase activity; phosphopantetheine binding. Lineage: Eukaryota; Metazoa; Mollusca; Gastropoda; Aplysiida; Aplysiidae. The record is from RefSeq and is a predicted model, not a curated record.